Rhizophagus irregularis DAOM 181602=DAOM 197198 is the source of this 885-nucleotide messenger RNA. RefSeq lists its product as uncharacterized. Lineage: Eukaryota; Fungi; Glomeromycota; Glomeromycetes; Glomerales; Glomeraceae. The record is from RefSeq and is a predicted model, not a curated record.
GAAACAAAAAAUGGCUGAAGUCACUCUUCUGUGUUUUCUUCAAGGCUUAGAGGAACCAUUUAGGAUUACAAUCGACAAAACCGAUACGAUUGAAGAGUUUAAAGAGUCGAUUUUACACAGGGCGAGAAAGGCCAUUGGCGAAAAAAAUAUCUCAACGGAUGGGUUCGAAAUGUGGGAGGUAUCCGUUCCCAUUAACGAAGUUGAUAUUUUACGAAAGGAUAGACCCGAGUUAAAGGGCGGUAAACCACUUAAAGACAAACCGAAUUUAACGUCCAUUGGAAAGGUUAUCGAUAAUUAUAUCCAGGUCUUCAUUGGAAAUCCUGAUUUAGCGGUUAUUCCACCCAGCUUGGAAAGCAUAGACGAUAGGGUUCGAGAAUUGGAGAAAACAUUCGAAAGUUUAAUCUAUGAAGUUAAAUACGAAAGAUUAGAUGAGGCGGCGGAUGUAGAACUUCGCGCUAUUAGGGUAAACGAUGAGUUCUGGAUAAAAAAGGAUUAUGUUCACAGUAAUACACAACUACAACAUAUGAAAAAACCCGUCGAUGUUAGAUGUAGAGUGAUGAACGUUGGUAAUACCGGAAGGUUAAAGGUGAUUCUUCUCAGAGAAGAUGCUGGUAUAGAACAAAAAACGGUUUCUUCGUUAUUAUCGCUUGAAAAAUGGUUACUUGAUUGCUUUGGGCUACCUAUAAUGUAUAGGAACAAGAGUGAUAAACAUCUUCGUGAUUAUCUCAAAGUCGAACGCGGUGGAGUGAAUAAAAGUUUUAAACAGCUUUACGAGGAUUAUAUAAAUAAUCCCUGAAAAGAUAUCAUUCGUAGUUAUUUAAUCAGCGCUGUUUCGGAUACCGAUUUAUGUUAUUAAAUAAAGCAUUGUUAUAAGACUGCUUGUUU